Molecule: messenger RNA, 1233 nt
Organism: Epithele typhae
Lineage: Eukaryota; Fungi; Basidiomycota; Agaricomycetes; Polyporales; Epitheliaceae
Exons: 5
Coding region: 1-1233 (410 amino acids)
Source: RefSeq, a predicted model, not a curated record
AUGAAAUUAUCUUUCCUCCUCCUGUUCUCACUGCGGGCACCGCCGUCCAGGCGUCGUGCCGACCUCCAGGCGACCGUCAAGGCUAACUGGGACUCCGCCUACGUCUGGACCGCCGACCAGCUUGAGAAGGCCCAGGUGACGUUCCAGAACGUCAAGGACAACACUUUCGAUAGCUGGGACGAGUCUCGCCUCCGCGAAUUCCUCCUCGAACAGGGCGUCGUCAACCCCUCCGGCCCGCGCGAGCAGCUCGCGCUCCUCGCGAAGCAGAAGUGGCGGCAGUACAACGCUGCCGCGAGCUCGUACAGCAGCACCGCGAGCGCGUCCGCGAGCUCGAUCAACUCGCUUCACCAGGCGAGCAAGAGCGCGUCGUCGUACGUCGCUCAGGCGACGGCAAUGUGGGAUGACAACCGGAUUCGCACCUGGCUCGAGGAGCACGGCAUGGUCUCUCCUCCGGCGACGCCGCGCGGGAAGCUCCUCGCGAAGAUGCGGGACACGUACGUCGCGGUCACGAAGCCCAUCUGGCAGGCGUGGUCGGACUCGUACAUCCACCAAUGGCUCCUCAACCAUCAGAUCAUCAAGGACUCGACCACCAAGCGCCGCGAAGAGCUCGUGGGCCUGAUGGAGAAGUACUACUACGACGUGAACGAGAAGGUGUGGCAGACCUGGAGCGACUCGCAAGCGAAGCAGUGGUUGGUCGAGCAUGAUGUCAUCAAGAGCGACGCCCAGCCCAAGCGGGAAAAGAUGGAGAAGCUCAUCGCCGAUAACUACGUCAACUCGCGCGACGUCGCCUGGGGCGCAUGGAACGAUUCGGAUAUGCGCUCCUGGCUCAUCGAGCACGGCUACCUCCGCUCUGACGCGCAGAAGAAGCGCGACGAGCUCGUGAAGCUCAUGAACGACAAGUACACGCAGGUGCACGCGCGCUCGGCGGCGUAUCUCACCUGGCCCGACGCGCGCCUUCGCGCCUACCUGCGCGAGAACGGGAUCUCAGACGCCGCGCUGCCGACGUCGCGCCCUGGGCUCCUGCAGGAGGUCCGCGUGCGCUGGGUGGAGGCGUCGUGGCGCGCGAGCUCGCUGUGGCGCACGGUGAUGGAUUACUUUGACUCGGGCGUGGAGAUUGCGGAGGACAAGCUGGGCAUGAUCCUGGAGAUCCUCAGCGGCGGUGUGGAGGGCGCGAAGGAUGGCGCGCGGGAUAAGCAACAGAAGUACGAGUCGAAGACAAAGGUUGAGUUGUAG